AUGGGCUCUAGUGACAGCUUACAACCGCAGGCCAUCGGCCUUAUCUUUGCCUUUCCGUGCUUCGCGAGUGCGGCUGUGGCGUUGCGGCUUUAUAGCCGCUCGUUGACGAAGUCGUUUGCCGCAGAUGAUUGGGUUAUUUGUGUCGCGAUAAUCAUGUAUUGGAUGGAGACAUUUACGUCCUAUAAAGUGAUUAUUUACAUGUAUAUCGGAUAUAACGUCUGGGAUAUACCUACUGACUAUCCUGUCAUUCUCGGUAACAAAUAUAGUUACGUGACCGAGAUCCUCUACAAUCCCGUUUUGGCACUCGUCAAGACCUCCAUAUUACUCUUCCUGCUACGUUUGACUGGCCAGAAAAACUCAGUGCGCCUGGCCAUCUGGGGACUCUUAAUUUUCAAUGGUAUCGCCGCUGUCAUCACAUUUUUCAUCACUGUUUUGCGAUGCGCGCCAAUCGCCGCUAAUUGGGAUUUGAUUUCAUUUCCCAAUGCGAGAUGUCUUGACUUUGCAGACUUUGUCACCACCACCGCCUCAGUCUCCAUUCUCACUGACGUCCUUGCCUUAAUACUGCCUACCUGGAUUGUAUAUCGCCUGCAGCUGCAAUGGAAUCAGAAGCUGAUGCUGAUUGGUAUUCUGUCCUUGGGUCUUUUAACUGUGGUGGCUGGCAUUGUUCGCCUAAUUCUCCUUGACAAUUUCGACCGCCAUAUACCGGAGAAUCCCACGCACUCGGUUCUCUUUUGUGUGUCCACUAUCGAAGUUGGCCUAUCGUUCGUCGCUGCGUGCGCUCCAUCGUUCAAGCCGCUCAUUACCAGGCUCGUUCCGAAGGUCUUCGGCUCAUCCAGCACCGGUCCGUAUAACGGUUCUACCAACUACAGCGGUCGGACACGGUUGGACUACAAUCUCCAGCAAACGUCGAACUUCGCAAAUCGCACGCAAGAUCAGACAGUCACUACCAUUGAAGCUGGCGAUGUUGAGCUCGGUUACAGUCCCUCGGAAUUGAAAGCCAAUAAUACGAUCAUCCUGACCACGCAAGUUACUUGGGCUCGGUCUAAUUGCGAGGAGCAAUAUACUAGCGGCACAGAGAGUUGUGUCUACGGAAAAGAAAGUACAUAG
Penicillium vulpinum is the source of this 1107-nucleotide messenger RNA. RefSeq lists its product as uncharacterized. The record is from RefSeq and is a predicted model, not a curated record. Bases 1 to 1107 code for a protein of 368 amino acids. Lineage: Eukaryota; Fungi; Ascomycota; Eurotiomycetes; Eurotiales; Aspergillaceae. The transcript is spliced from 6 exons.